This is a messenger RNA of Hemicordylus capensis (graceful crag lizard), 1936 nucleotides long. RefSeq names its product RNA pseudouridine synthase D3 (gene RPUSD3). The coding region runs from base 130 to 1182 and encodes 350 amino acids. The record is from RefSeq and is a predicted model, not a curated record. Gene Ontology annotation, biological process: pseudouridine synthesis. The transcript is spliced from 10 exons. Gene Ontology annotation, molecular function: RNA binding; pseudouridine synthase activity. Lineage: Eukaryota; Metazoa; Chordata; Lepidosauria; Squamata; Cordylidae.
GUACCCUAGCAGACGGUGGAAGAAGGCAGGGAUUUCUUUCCCAAGCAAGCGACCAGCGCUAAAUGGCUAUGGGACGCCUCGAAGGGGAAUGACUGGGAGAGAGAGGGCGGCCGAGGCAGAGACUCCUGCAUGCACCCUGCCACGAGGUCCGACAUGUUCCUCCGCUCCUCUCCUGGGCGCCUGCUGUGCGGUCGAAAAAGAUCGCAGGCACACUUCAGUGCACGUUCCUGGUAUCAAAUGCUGCUGAAGCAAAGAGGCUUGGGGAAGCCAGCAGCAGAUGAUUUUAGCAGAGUAAGCAUCUUGGGGCCAGCAAAGUCACUGGACCGAGAAGAAUUGAUCAAGUUGCUGGAAGCAUCAGUGGUGCAUGCAGAUGGUACACUUGUGGCUAUCAACAAACCCCCAGGCUUGCCUGUGACAGGCAAACCAGGGGAGCUGACUCUGCUGUCUCUUCUACCAGAUCUAAGCUGGAAACUAGACCACACGGAGGAUCUCCAGGUGAUCAAAGCUGCAGGAAAGGAAAGUUCUGGACUGGUUCUGCUCUCAGGUUGUCAGAGCACUGUCCAGCAUCUCCGGGACUUCUAUAUCAAGUGUCAAAGAACAGGACGUCCAGCUGCUACCUACUAUGCUGUCACUACCAGAAUCCCGGCAGCCUCGGAAGGGGAAGUUUGCACAGGCCUCAAGCUGAAGCAGGUUGAAGAUUUUGUCCUGGUGGUGCCCAUGGCUUCCCCAUCUCGUCAGAGCUUCCAGAGGAAGGAGGUGAAAAGGACAUUGACGUGCUUCAGGGUGCUGGACUCGCAUGACGGCUGUGCCUUGUUGCAGCUGCAGCCGUUGACAGCCUUCACUGGCCAGCUCCUGGUGCAUCUGACACUGAUCCUGAGCCCGGCACUAGGGGAUCAUCUGUAUUCUUCUCGUGUGGGGACAGUCCUGGGGGAGCCCUUCCUCCUGCCUGCUGAGACUACCCUGCCUCGUGUACAGGUCCUGGGUGAGUCUUUGCUGCGCAAGCUUCACCUGCAGCAGCAGCAGGUGCACCGUUUGCCACUUCACCUCCACCUGCACCAGCUUCUCCUCCCUGGUGCCAGGUCUUCCUCUGACAAGGUGCUCACAGCUCCUCUGCCAGCCUUUUUCUCAAGGACACUUUCUUUACUGGGGCUUGCCUUGCCACAGGACCAGAGCAAGCAAUGAAAAGACAGUCAUGACAUCUUCCCUAAGAGGUGGAAGUGCUAGCCUUGAAGCCAGGAAGAGCUCUCUCUGGCAUGGAAAGGAGGCCUCUACCUGCAGAAAGGCAGGACAAAGUUGCCCCCUGCUGGCAAAAUGGUCCCAGAUUUGCUGAAGGAGGCUGUAUAAGGGAAACUUGCCAACACAGAACUCUGCUGGCAGUGUUUCAGGACUCGUUGCAGCUUCAGUUUUUAGGAACAUGGUGUGCCCUGAGCAAUAGAACCUCAAUGGACUCCUAACCACCAACCCUACAGGGUGUCGGUUGGGGUAGGGGGUGCCUUUGGCAGCAUACAUUGAUCGCCAACGUUGUGUGCAGUUCAGAGGUUAGGCUCACUUCAACUGCAAAUCCCAUUGACUUAAGUGGGAUUUAUGCAUCUCUUACAUUCUAUGGAUUACACAUUGUCUUCGUGCUUCCUGGAAGAAGCCUCAAUGGUAGAGUCCGCGUCCAUGUGUUCAGUAAGUUGCGUGCCAUAGGGGCCCCUUGGCCACAUGAGACCUUGAGCAGCAGCGAAGCUCAUCUUGACAAUGAUGCUGGCAUAUAGUCUGAUGUGAAGUCGGCCUCUUUCCUUCAUAAUACCUGCAUCUGCUGUGUGAAAGUCAUAGUCCUGAAAACUGUGCAGAGGAGAGGCUUUGAAUCUUGUUUUUUUAAUUUAAAUGUUGCUAUAAACAGUUCGUGUCUAUCCAGCAUCUUUUAUUGAAUCAAGAAUAUUUACUUAUUUUA